Molecule: messenger RNA, 7669 nt
Organism: Heterocephalus glaber (naked mole-rat)
Lineage: Eukaryota; Metazoa; Chordata; Mammalia; Rodentia; Bathyergidae
Source: RefSeq, a predicted model, not a curated record
UUGUCCGCCUGCGGUCCUCACCGGGAGGCGGCUGGGACGCGACCUUCGGAGCCCAGGGAUUUCCGGGGAGGAGGACCCGCGCCCCCGACCGCCCCCGGGGAGGGCUCCGAGCCGCAGUGCGCGCGCUCUGCUGGCCUGGCCCCGCGUCCUGCCCUGCCCUGUCCUCUCCUGCGGGGUCCCUCUGGUCACCCGCAAGCGAGGGCCGCCCUCCCUCGAGGACAGCCACUUCUACCCAGAGUCUGUAAUGUAAGAUGGACCCGGAAGAGCAGGAGCUGCUGAAUGACUACAGAUACAAAAGUUACUCCUCAGGGAUUGAAAAGGCUUUAAGAAAUUUUGAGUCCUCUAGCGAAUGGGCAGAUCUCAUAUCUUCACUAGGCAAGCUCAACAAGGCGCUGCAGAGCAACCUGAAGUACUCCCUGUUGCCACGCCGGCUGGUCAUCAGCAAGAGGUUAGCGCAGUGCCUGCAUCCCGCCCUGCCCAGCGGUGUGCACUUGAAAGCUCUGGAAACCUAUGAGAUCAUCUUCAAGAUCGUGGGGACCAAAUGGCUAGCCAAGGACUUGUUCUUGUACAGCUGCGGGUUGUUUCCCCUCCUGGCAAACGCGGCCAUGUCAGUGCGGCCCGUGCUGCUCGGCCUGUAUGAGAAGUACUUCCUCCCGCUGCAGAGGCUGCUCCUGCCCAGCCUGCAGGCCUUCCUUGUGGGCCUGCUGCCCGGCCUGGAGGAGGGCUCCGAGAUCUACGACAGGACAGAUGCCCUGCUGCUGAGGCUGUCGCUGGUGGUGGGCAGGGAGGUGUUCUACACAGCGCUGUGGGGCGGUGUGCUGGCCAGCCCAGCCAUCCGGCCCCCUGCCUCGCUCUUCGUGGUGAGCCACAUCAGCCGGGACUCGCCGGGCCAGGAGCAGAAGUUCAUGCUGGGCACCGACCACCAGCUCACGGUGAAGUCACUGUGUGCAUCACUGUUGGACUCGAAUGUGCUCGUGCAAAGAAAUAAUCUGGAAAUCGUUCUGUUUUUCUUCCCGUUCUACACCUGUCUGGAUCCCAAUGAAAGAACCAUUCCCCUGCUCAGAGCCGACAUUGUCCACCUCCUCUCGGCUGCCACCCAGACCCUGCUUCGAAGGGACAUGUCCCUGAACAGAAGGCUCUACGCCUGGUUGCUAGGUUCAGAUAUUAAAGGAAAUACCAUUGUGCCAGAAACUGACAUCUCAAAUUCUUAUCAAGACCAAUCCUCUUAUUUUUUUGAAAAAUACUCCAAGGAUCUUUUAGUUGAGAGUCUGGCUGAGAUACUGCACCAGAAGUUCUCCAACACAGAUGUCGAGGAGCGGCACCAUGCGUACCUGAAGCCUUUCCGCAUCCUAGUUAGUCUGCUCGACAAGCCUGAAAUAGUACAAUCAAGGAAAACAAAAAUGCCUCUGAGAUCGUUAAGACGGUGAACUUGCUGAUCUCCUCCCUCAGCACCGACUUCCUCUGGGAUUAUAUGACAAGGUGCUUCGAGGAGUGCUUCAGACCAGUGAAGCAGGGCAGCCCUGCUGGGAAACCUGUCAGGCCCCUGCCCACCGUCUCGGAGCUCUGCACUCUGCUCGCCUUCCUCCUGGAUGUCAUCCCCUUGGAGCUCUACUCAGAGGUCCAGACCCAGUACCUCCCGCAGGUGCUCGGCUGCCUGCUGCAGUCUCUGACCGAGGAGAUGGAGGCCUUGAGCUUGCCUGAGCUCACGCACGCCCUGAAGACGUGUUUCAAGGUGCUCAGCAAGGUCCAGAUGCCGCCCUCCUACCUGGAUGCGGAGCCUACAAGUGGAAGCUUGAGUCCAGUAAAAGGUGAACAUGGCGAAGUCAUUUUGGAAACGAAGGCAGUGGUUCCUGGUGAGGAGGAGAUGCCGUUCCCCCCUCUGAAGUCUGAGGACAGCGGGAUCGGGCUCAGCGCCUCGUCGCCAGAGCUGUCUGAGCACCUGCGGGUCCCUCGGGUUUCUUCGGAGAGAGACGACAUCUGGAAGAAGGGGGGCAGCAUGCAGAGGACAUUUCUGUGCAUCCAGGAGCUCAUUGCCAACUUUGCCAGCAAGAACAUUUUGGCAGUGCCACUGCCCGAGCCUGGAGAGGAAAACAGGGCUGAGGAGCCUGCAGGGAGGAGGGACAAGGGUGGGACGCCAAGUGCGGUGACCAGCAACUCGGGCAGGAAGAACUCGUGGGAGGCCAAGCCCAUCACUGUGCCCCAGUUUAAGCAGAUGCUUUCAGACCUGUUCACAGUGCGCGGGUCUCCGUUUAAGACAAAAAGUUCGGAGUCACCGACGUCUCUGCCCAGGAACCCUGGCAGGAAAACGGGAGGAGGAUGGGAUGCCGAGCACGUGGUCAUUGACCUGGGGGCCUCCAAAGAGGACUGCAGGGAGGCCUUUGCUGCCGCCUGCCAUCUGCUGCUGGACUGUGCCACCUUCCCCGUCUACCUGUCCGAGGAGGAGACCGAGCAGCUCUGUGAGACGCUUUUCCAGCCCCCAGGGGCCAGCAAUCCCAGUUUUCCACUGUGGCUGAAGUCCCUGAUGACCAUUUGCUGCUGCGUGACUGACUGCUACCUCCAGAAUGUGGCCAUCUCCACCCUGUUGGAGGUGAUCAACCACUCCCAGUCCCUCGCGCUGGUCAUCGAGGACAAGAUGAAGCGCUACAAAAGCUCCGGGCACAACCCGUUCUUUGGCAAGCUGCAGAUGGUGACGGUCCCGCCCAUCACCCCAGGGAACCUGAAGGUCCUUGCGGAGGAAACAGACUUCUAUCAGAGGGUGGCACGAGUGCUGUGGAAUCAGCUGAACAAGGAGACCCGGGAACACCACAUCGCCUGUGUGGAGCUGUUCUACCGGCUGCACUGCCUGGCUCCAACAGCCAGCAUCUGUGAGGACAUCAUCUGCCACGCACUGCUGGACCCUGACAAGGGCACACGAUUGGAAGCUCUCUUUCGAUUUUCUGUAAUCUGGCACCUGACCAGAGAGAUCCAAGGCAGCCGAGUGACAUCCCACAGUCGCUCCUUUGACAGAUCCCUGUUCGUCGUGCUCGACAGCCUGGCCUGCACGGACGGCGCCAUCAGCACGGCGGCCCAGGGCUGGCUGGUGCGCGCGCUCUCCCUGGGGGAUGUGGCGCGCAUCCUGGAACCUGUGCUCCUGCUGCUGCUGCAGCCCAAGACCCAGCGGACGUCCAUCCACUGCCUGAAGCAGGAGAACUCGGCCGAGGACUUGCAUCGUUGGUUUCACAGGAGGAAACCUUCCUUCAAAGAGGCAGGCGGGGCAUCUGAGCUUGCAGAAGGUGGCUCUGAAGAGCACCUGCCCCUGAGCCAGUUCACCACAGUGGAUCGGGAAGCCAUCUGGGCCGAAGUGGAGCAGGAACCGGAGAAGAGCCCGCCGCACAGCGAGCUGAGUGGGGAGGACCUGCCCUACUGCGUGGGCCUCCCAGACGGGGUGGGCCCCGGCGCCCCAGACAGCAGCGAGCACACCGAGUCUGCAGACACAAGCUCUGGCCACACGGACAGCGAGAACACGUCGAGCUUCUCCUCCCCAUCCCACGACCCGCAGGAGCUGAGCCUCGAGGACAACUGUUGCGCACCCAUCCCUAUGGGGGGCAGGGUGCACCCCAAGCGCUCGGCCUUGCUGCCAGCCUUCCAGCCCGAAAGCUUCAGCCCCGGUGCCAGACUGAGCCUGGUGCGUGUGGACUCGGACAAAACGCAGGCUUCAGAGUCACUGUCCAGCGAUGAGGAGGCAGACUUGGAGCUCCAGGCCCUGAGCACAUCGCGGCUACGGAAGCAGCAGAAAGAAAGGCAGGAGACACUCGAGGCCUUGUUUAAACACAUCCUGCUCUACCUGCAGCCCUACGACGCCCGCCGCGUGCUGUACGCCUUCUCCGUGCUGGAGGCCGUGCUCAAAACCAACCCCAAGGAGUUCAUUGAGGCCGUGUCCAGGACUAGCAUGGACACCAGCUCCACCGCACACCUCAACCUCAUCUCCAACCUCCUCACACGCCACCAGGAGGCUCUGGUCGGCCAGAGUUUCUACGGGAAGCUGCAGACCCAGGCGCCCAGCGUGUGCCCCCACUCGCUGCUCAUCGAGCUCCUCACCUACCUCUGCCUAAGCUUCCUGCGCUCCUACUACCCUUGCUAUCUGAAGGUCUCCCACCGGGACAUCCUGGGCAACCGAGACGUGCAGGUCAAGAGCGUGGAGGUGCUGAUCCGCAUCGUGAUGCAGCUUGUGUCAGUGGCCAAGUCCUCGGAGGGGAAGAACAUGGAGUUCAUCCACAGCCUGCUGCAGAGGUGCAAGGUCCAGGAGUUCGUGCUGCUGUCACUGUCAGCGUCCAUGUACACCAGCCAGAAGCGCUACGGCCUGGCCACCAGCGAUCAGGGCGGGGCCCUGGCAGAGGACAGCCUCUUCGAGGAGAGCCUCAUCAGCCUGGGCCAGGGACAGAUCUGGAGUGAGCACCCACUGCAGAUCGAACUGCUCAAGCUCCUGCAGGCACUCAUCAUCUUAGAGCACCACCUGGGCCAGGGCCAGGAGGAGGCUGAGAGUCAGCCGGCCCUGUGUCGGGAGUGGCAGAAGGCGCUGAACUUCCAGCAGGCCAUCGGGGCCGUACAGUAUGUGCAGCCCCACCCUCUCACCUCCCAGGGCCUGCUGGUCUCGGCGGUGGUACGGGGCCUGCAGCCUACCUAUGGCUACGGCAUGCACCCGGCCUGGGUGAGCCUGGUCACGCAGUCCCUGCCAUACUUUGGGAAGUCCCUGGGCUGGACGGUGACACCCUUCAUUGUCCAGAUUUGCAAAAACCUGGAUGAGUUGGUCAAGCUAAAUGAAAGUGAGUCUGUGAAGCUCUCCAUCAGCACAACCUCCAAGAAGGAAAACAUUUCACCAGAUUAUCCACUCACUCUUUUGGAAGGUCUGACAACAAUUAGUCAUUUUUGUCUUUUGGAACACCCAAACCAAAACAAGAAGACAGCGGCGGUGAGCGACCCCACCAGCCUGCGCAAUGCCAGGAAUGCCAUUUUAGAAGAGCUGCCGCGCAUCGUUAACACCAUGGCCCUUCUCUGGAACAUGCUGAGAAAGGAGGAGACACAGAAAAGGCCCACGGACCUCCUGGGGGCCACCAAAGGGUCCUCUUCUGUCUACUUUAAAACCACCAAGACCAUAAGACAAAGAAUUCUAGAUUUCUUAAACCCCUUGACAGCCCAUCUUGGAGUUCAGCUGACAGCUGCAGUUGCAGUGGUGUGGAACAGAAAGAAAGCCCCGCGUCACAGUAAGACAAAGAUCGUCCCGCUGGCGAGCACGACCCAGCUCACCCUUGUUGACCUGCUGUGUGCACUCAGCACCCUGCAGACCGGCACGGUGCUGCACCUGGUGAAGGAGGUGGUGAAGAGGCCGUUGCAGAUCAGAGGGGAUGAGAAGUCGCCUCUCGUGGAUAUCCCUGUGUUGCAGUUUUGCUACACUUUUCUGCAAAGGCUCCCAGCAUCAGCCUUGCAAGAGAACUUUGUCUCGCUGUUGGGCGUCCUGAAGGAAUCUGUGCAGUUGAAUCUGGCCCCCCCUGGGUAUUUUCUCCUCCUCAGUCUGCUGAACGACUUUGUAACCAGAACUCCCAACCUGGAGAGCAAGAAGGAUCAAAAAGACUUGCAGGAAAUCACACAGAAGGUCCUGGAGGCCGUAGGGAACGUCGCUGGCUCUUCCUUAGAACAAACCAGCUGGCUCAGUAGGAACCUGGAGGUGAAGGCCCAGCCACAGGUCGCUCUGGAGCAGUCCGACGUGGAGGAGGACCUGCACGAUGCUGCUGCGGCUUCAGCCAUGGUGUCCUCGUCUGCGCCCUCGGUUUACAGUGUGCAAGCACUCUCUCUCCUGGCGGAGGUCCUGGCUUCUCUCCUGGACAUGGUUUAUCGAAGUGAUGAGAAAGACAAAGCGGUGCCAUUGAUCUCCCGCUUGCUGUAUUAUGUUUUUCCUUACUUACGCAAUCACAGUGGCUACAAUGCGCCCAGCUUCCGGGCCAGUGCGCAGCUGCUGAGCUCGCUGAGUGGCUAUGCCUACACGAAGCGGGCCUGGAAGAAGGAAGUGCUGGAAUUGUUCCUGGACCCCACUUUCUUUCAGAUGGAUACUUCCUGUGUUCAUUGGAAGUCCAUUAUUGACCAUCUUCUGACUCAUGAGAAAACAAUGUUUAAGGACUUAAUGAACAUGCAGAGCAGUUCUUUAAAACUGUUCUCCAGUUUUGAGCAGAAAGCCAUGCUGCUAAAGCGCCAGGCUUUUGCUGUGUUCAGUGGAGAACUCGACCAGUACCACCUCUACCUCCCACUGAUCCAAGAACGCCUGACAGACAAUCUCAGAGUUGGACAGACACCCAUAGUUGCUGCUCAGAUGUUUCUUUUUUUCAGAGUUUUGCUGCUAAGAAUCUCUCCUCAGCAUCUAACCUCAUUGUGGCCCAUAAUGGUCUCUGAACUGAUUCAGAUAUUCAUACAGCUUGAAGACGACCUGAAGGAGGACGAUGAGCCAUUGAGAAACAGCAACAAAAUAAACAGAAAAGUUUCGGUCGUGGAUGGAAACGGGUCCUCGGCUGGGGAGACGGCCCCGAGUGAACUUGUCUUGUAUUUGUCAGCUUGCAAAUUCCUGGACACGGCCCUUUCUUUCCCGCCUGACAGGAUGCCACUCUUUCAAAUAUACAGGUGGGCUUUUGUUCCAGAAGUGGACACAGAGGGUCCUGCCUCCCUGUCCAACCUAGAAGAUAAUCACCAGGAGUGCAAACCCCACACUGUCAGGAUUCUACAACUUCUGAGAUCAAAAUAUGGGGAAGGCGGCAGCUCUGAUGAGAGCUCUGCGAAGAGUGAAUUUCCGCUUCUGCGCCAGCAUUCUGUGUCCAGCAUCAGGCAGCUGAUGCCCUUCUUCAGGACUCUGAGUUGCGCUUUCAAAACCCAAGCUCAGCCCUGCGCCACCGCCAGAGCUCUGCUCCCAGAGUCCCUGGUCAUGGGCAGCUCUCACGUCCUCAAGCAGCUGGAGGAGUGUGUGGAGCAUGACUUUCUGGAACAUCCAGAAUGUUAAUUAACAUUUCUAGAAUUUGUUUAAUCCGUUCACUGAUACUUGGGUAAAAACCAAGAUGUGCUCUAAACAGAAAAGGCAGAUAGUGCUUCUCAGCAACUGUGCUUCAGCUCUGAAAGUUCAUUUCAGAUCAUUCUGUGUUCAGCAACAGAACACACCUCCCUAGAUGCCCUGUAAUAUAUUUGGGUCUCACUCUUGUGUUUCUUCCUCAAUUUAUGUAAUAGAAAUAAAAUUGACAUGUCCUCUAACAGCAGCACAAAAUCUGGUACGAAGUGAAGUGUGAAGAGAGGGAAGCAGUGGUCGUCCUUGUUGGAGCAGCUGUCUGGGUCUUCCUUGGUCCAGUUCUCUGAAAGUUCAAGCUUAUUUAAAGAAUUCUAUUUUGAGUACGGGGAUUUAGCUCAGUGGUUCUGCCACCUGCCUCGCAAGCGCAAGGUCCCAAGUUCAAUCCCAGUACCAAAAAAAAAAAAGAAUGCUAUUUUUAAUGCUUCAUGCAAAUGUCCUUUAAAGUAUUUAUUUUGAUACUGCAUUUUAAAACUAAAAUGUAUUGUUUUCUGAGAAUAAUAAUGUUACCUAUUCAGCAGAGCUGAGCGCAUAAAUAUAUCUCACUUUCUUCAACCCUUGACCAUUAAAAUCACGUUUGCACAUUUACCUGUA